Folsomia candida is the source of this 762-nucleotide messenger RNA. Its product is annotated as U6 snRNA-associated Sm-like protein LSm4. Gene Ontology annotation, cellular component: spliceosomal tri-snRNP complex; U6 snRNP; P-body. The transcript is spliced from 5 exons. Gene Ontology annotation, molecular function: U6 snRNA binding. The coding region runs from base 171 to 641 and encodes 156 amino acids. Gene Ontology annotation, biological process: mRNA splicing, via spliceosome; P-body assembly; nuclear-transcribed mRNA catabolic process. Lineage: Eukaryota; Metazoa; Arthropoda; Collembola; Entomobryomorpha; Isotomidae. The record is from RefSeq and is a predicted model, not a curated record.
AAUUCAAAAUUUUGGCAGCCGAGUAAAUAAAGUGUUUCAGGAAUUUAAAAUUUUAAAAGUUUUUGAAGUUGCUGUAAAUUACAUAAAAUAAGUUAUUCGUUGCAUUGAAGUUUAAGUGAGGAAGGAAAAGUUGGCGUUGUUUGAGAGUUAGUUGGAAUAUCUAAAUUGCAAUGUUACCGUUAUCACUCCUUCGUGCAGCACAAUACAUGCCAAUGUUGGUGGAACUGAAGAAUGGCGAGACAUACAACGGUCAUCUUCAAGCUUGUGAUGGAUGGAUGAAUAUUUGUCUUAGGGAUGUAAUAUGUACCUCAAGGGAUGGAGAUAAGUUCUGGAGGAUGCCGGAAUGUUAUAUUAGGGGAACGAAUAUUAAAUACCUUCGUAUUCCGGAUGAGGUAAUUGACAUGGUGAAAGAAGACGAAAAUUCUGGGGGUGGGGGUCGUGGAGGACGUGGUGGUAUGAGGGGACGAGGUGGCGGUGGCGGGCGUGGACGGGGUGGUGGCCCCCGAGGUGGCCUCACUGGAAGACCAGGACUAGGUUCUCUUCCUUCCGGUGGUGGCGGUGGAGACCGUGGGGGUCGUGGUGGUGGCAGAGGAGGCGCAGGAAGGGGUGGAGGAGGGCCAAAAUAUCCCAGAAAUAAUUAGUUUAUUAUACAACUAAACUAAGCAGGCCUUAUCUUAAGUUUUUUAUUGAUCUCGUUUUAAUCUUACUUGCAGAGAUCGUGGUAGAUGUACAGAAUAAAACUAAUUUCCAACUUUAAUUGAA